This is a messenger RNA of Parathielavia appendiculata, 923 nucleotides long. RefSeq lists its product as uncharacterized. Lineage: Eukaryota; Fungi; Ascomycota; Sordariomycetes; Sordariales; Chaetomiaceae. Bases 242 to 733 code for a protein of 163 amino acids. The record is from RefSeq and is a predicted model, not a curated record. The transcript has a single exon.
CCUUCUCCUCGGUGUUAUAGUGGUUACACGGCAGUCACAAUAAGGGCACUGAGGCAUUGCGUUCUUCUGCUCAUUUGACUCUAACCUGCAAGCCAAGCUUACAUCCUACUGCAUCCUGGACGACCUACGGCGCCGGGCACAUGUGUUACCUGUGGACACUUGGACAGCAGCAUACUGACCCUUGUCUGUCGUCCAAUGCCAAACCGCGGUGAAGAAAGACAGAACGGACACCAUCUGUUGGAUGCUAUUCGAGAGUGAAAAUUCUCCGAGUCACACCGAUGACGCGCAGGAUUACACUGCCUCGGGGAGACGCGGUCGAUCUGAUCCCGGCUGCUUGCUUGGGGAGGUUGGAGAUUGUAUCUCGUGCCUGGCUGUAAUUCAGGGAAUGUCUCACUCUCCUCCAAUGGAGAGGGCUAGGUGGAUGUAUAUCCGGGCCUACUGGGCACUGUUGUGGCGUGAAGCAGUUAAGGGCGCUCGACGAGGGAUCCGGUGCGGGAUGUUCCCCCAUCUCGUGGUGAGCCUGGUCUCGGGAAGGGCAUCAAGCGGCCUUGUUGUAAACACGCGGCUGUUGCUGUAUCGGGCAGGUGCUAAAUGUCUCGGUACAAGGAACGCCUUGGUUGCCUCGUGGCGGGCAAUGGCGUUGCUGGACUCGGGGAGAGCCGUCUUCGAGACGCACAGCAAAUUCAUCACCAGCCUGUCCCUGAUAUCCCCGGCCUUCAACAUGCAGACAUGAUGCUGGAAACGCGCAAGCUUCCUUGGAAGGCCGGCGAGAUGUACGUGACAUUCAGGGGCGUCAACCGCCACUGACCGAAGGAAUCAUGGAACUUGACGCUCUCGCUCAGGGCGGAACAGGCAGGUAGUUAGCCUUGACGGGCUCUCUCCAUCACAACAAGCCAAUGGCACUCCUGAAACUCCGACGUUGG